AUGACUGAGCACACAUGGAUGAUGCAGGACAUUCUGAAGGAUUUAGACCAGGUCAUAGAGACUGAAGAGCAAAUUAAGCAUAUGAUGCAAAGAACCAGUAACACCAGUCGACCAAGCACAAAAAGCACAGAAAAUGGGGCCAAAUAUGCGCAGAAAGCAGGUAUAUUUUGUAUCUUCUGCGCCGCUAGCGACCACAAGUCCCUCUUAUGCACCAAGUACGCCUCACCUGAAGACAGGAAAAAGAUGUUUUUGGACCAAGAUAGAUGUCUGAACUGCGGUACACCAGGUCAUUUCACAAAAGCUUGCACCAAGGAAGGAUGUAGGUUAUGUGACGGCAAAAAGCACCAUCACACCCUCUGUCCAAUACGGAUGAAAUCAAUGAACACGACACAAGCACGACCAGAACACUACAGGAAGGAGCCAUGCACUACUCCAACACAAUCGGAAGGGAACAAGCGAAGCGCUCAUAGUGGACUGGGGAGACAACAACCCAAGAAGCCAGCUACAGUACAAGCGCAUGCGGUGGACACAGAAGCAUGCACAACUAGAUUAAAUGGGUCACAGGGAAGUGACCAUAGUGACAAUCUAACUGCUGUUCUCUCCACAGUCAGGAAUCAGGGCAUUCCAUGUGGUAAUGAAGCAGAAGCACGAAUCCCUGCUAGCAACAUAUCUACAAAUGUUACGCCGCCCUCCGAUAAGACUGGCAGAAAUGAUAUGGCUAAAUCAAGAGCGCGCACACGACCUUACAACUUGAGACCACGAACCCCAAAGAGUGACGCGCAGGAGGUAAAUACGGCAACAGUGGUUAGCAACGCUCGGCGCCUUACUCCCAAAUGGUUUCUUUUCCACAUCAUGAUUCUUUCGCUUAUCCAAGUCUGUUCGGGUUGCGCGACGUCUCCUGGGGGUCUUGUAUGCGCCAAGAAGGGGUUCUAUUACAUCACAACAGCGCCUCAAGCUCUUGAUACGUGCGCAAAUGGAUUGAAAAAUACUCAAAAUAUUCACAGAUGCGUUCACCUUGUUGAAAUUCAGACAGAACUCUUUUUCAAGGAAAAAUUAUUCCUACAAUACAUAGCCAGUGAUAGUUGCGCCAAUUUCCACGUUAAUAACAAAAGUGCUUCGUUAUUUCAAAAGAAUUUGGGAGCUAGCAUUGGCCUACGUAUACUCACCAUCAUUUGGCUAGCGCUGUCUAUUUAUCUACCAAUGGCAAAUUCAUUAUGCAUAAUACAAGCUAGGAGGAAAAAGCUUCCACAUAACGUAAGCGAAGUUGAAAAACAACUGCAUCAAGCACAAACAAGCCUCCACAAACUGAAAAGUGCCAUUCCUCCUCUUCCGGAACCAAAUGUGCUGUAUGAAAAGAUUGUUGAGCUUUGUACUGAUCAUUAUAAUCACACCCAAGCUGUCACUUCUAUCGAAGAAAAAGUCCGUAGGCUACGCUCCUCCGAUAAGCCCUCCCAGCAACGCAUUACCGAAAUAAGCUCAAUCAAUCUUGAAAUUGAUUACAUCUCUCUGCAAUUUCGUUUCUGUAGGUCUCAGCUACUGACCCUUUUCUCACUCCCACCUCUGCUCAUCGCAAUGGACAAAAUGACGAAGCAGCACUGGGAAACCCUCAUGAGCCAACCGCAAGAAGUCAGCCACAAUAAGCCGCUAAUAGUGGACAUGGACAGCCUAGAGGAAAUCACUUCCGACCAAAUUCAGGUGCUGAAUUCCCUCCGCUCAACCCUCAACGAUUUCCGUAUACAGGCUCAGAAUGAUGCGGAUAACGAACACUUCGCAUUCGAGAAAGAAGUUCGAGACAAGCUCGAUCAAAUACAGAAGCUUACUCUUGGUUUCCAGGACGCCGUCAUGGAUAGAUUGCGCGAAAGGCCCCUUGUAGCGAACCAAGGCGCGGGCGAGGGAAUCCGCAGGAUUCGCGAAGAGAACGACAUAAUAAGGGACAACGAAGGAUUCAUCGAAGGAGUGAUGGAAAUGGAUGAAAGCGAAGCAGAAGAUGUGGAGCAAGAACCCGACGACCAAGAUUCUGAUGAUGAAGACAUGGACCACAACGCUGAGCACGAUGACCUUCUGGAGACGGAAGAUAGUGAGGAGGAACGUGAUGAACAAGAACCAGAGGAGCGCGAGUCGGAUGAUGAAGAGUUGGAUCGCAACCAUAUCCCUGAUGACAUUCCACAGAGAGAAGACAGGAGACGAAGUGCGAUUCAGAUCGAACAAGAGAUUCGUAGUGCUGAGCAGGCGGUUCGUAACUUCGAAGAAAUUUUGCAGCAGUACGAACACGAACCCCUAUGCCCACCGCGUCGCUUUGGCCAAGGACACAUUACUAAAGGAUACGAACGAUUCAUGAAGUGCGCCUUUUGUGAGGCUAUAGGAAUACAUUACUCAGAUUCCUGUACUGCUCUGCGAGACCCAUAUACAAGAAGGGAACUGAUAAGAAGUACUGGUCGAUGCCGUAUGUGUCUCGAACGAGUGUGCGCCCGCGGAGCCACCUGCAGGAAAUACCUCACUGCAUGCUAUUAUUGCCGCGAACGAGGUCAUCAUAGUUCACUUUGCGACUUCCCGGACCAGAGUGACUACAUUCGCUCACGUUUGGAAAACGCACGUGAAGGAAGGAUUAGGAGCUUAAUAAGCUGA
This is a messenger RNA of Ostertagia ostertagi, 2625 nucleotides long. The record is from the annotation of a GenBank genome assembly. Lineage: Eukaryota; Metazoa; Nematoda; Chromadorea; Rhabditida; Trichostrongylidae.